AUGGGGAAGAGAGAUGGAAGGAGUCCACCAGUGAGGAAGAGAAGAAGACACCAGCAAAUUACUGCUGGUGAUGUCGUGGCCAGUUGCCGACAGUUACCAGAUGCAUCGACGCUUGACUAUGAACGCAGACUCCAGAAGAUAGCAACUAUUGGUGUGGUGCAGCUAUUCAAUGCAAUCAGCCAACACUCUAAACAGGUCCAGACAAGCAAUUCAAAAUCACCUGCUGUGAACCGCAAGAGAAUUGCUGUCUCGCUUGACAUGAACGAUCUCAUGGCCAAAAUGAAAUAG
Geodia barretti is the source of this 288-nucleotide messenger RNA. NCBI's taxonomy places the organism in Eukaryota, Metazoa, Porifera, Demospongiae, Tetractinellida, Geodiidae. The record is from the annotation of a GenBank genome assembly.